UGGCUCAACACAGACAAACAAGGAAUCCUCUGAUUCCGUCUGUGACAGCCGCUUUUUUUUGUCACUGCUUUUCUGGCUGUACAAUAUUUGCACAAUAUACAGGUUUUGUAUUUCGUGCCUUUUCGGUAUGCAUAAUAAUAACGACAGACUGUCUAAAAGGUGACGUUAGCUGCUCUCUCCGGCAAAAACUUAUCAACCGGUAACAACACCACGGCCAGCUGACGGAAACUGAGCUUGUUAGCCAGCUAGCUGUCUUUCCAGUCGAACUGCCCUUUGUCUUUACAAGCAAGUCUGCUAGCUGGCAUUGUUUUUCCUCUUGGUUAGUAGACAUCGGCUUUUGCAAUUUCACUUUUUCUUCUGACAAAAGUUAAGCAAACCAAGAUAGGCAGCUUGGGAACCAAGAUGUCGAACCGAGUGGUGUGCAGAGAAGCAAGUCACGCCGGGAGCUGGUACUCUGCAUCGGGAUCCCAGUUGAAUGCACAACUAGAAGGCUGGCUGUCUAAAGCAGAGUCCUCCACCAGACCUGCUAGAGCCAUCAUAGCACCGCAUGCAGGGUAUACCUACUGUGGUGCUUGUGCAGCAUAUGCCUACAAGCAGGUUGAUCCCUCUGUUACUCGUAGGGUGUUCAUCCUGGGACCUUCACACCAUGUGCCCCUCUCCCGCUGUGCCCUGUCACCGGCAGAGAUCUAUAGAACACCUCUCUAUGACCUGAGAAUCGACCAGAAGGUUUAUGCUGACCUCUGGAAAACUGGGUUGUUUGAGCGGAUGAGUCUGCAGACAGAUGAAGAUGAGCACAGUAUUGAAAUGCACUUGCCUUACACUGCUAAAGCCAUGGAGAGCCACAAAGAUGAGUUUAGCAUCGUGCCUGUGCUCGUGGGAGCCCUGAGUGAAUCCAAGGAGCAGGAAUAUGGGAAACUGCUCAGCAAGUACCUGGCAGACCCUUCCAACCUUUUCAUUAUCUCAUCCGACUUCUGCCACUGGGGUCAACGGUUCCGUUACACAUACUAUGAUGAAUCUCAAGGAGAGAUCCACAGGUCCAUUGAGCAUCUUGAUAAAAUGGGGAUGGGCAUUAUAGAAACGCUGGAUCCAAUGUCUUUCACCAACUACUUGAAGAAGUACCGGAACACCAUCUGUGGGCGGCACCCGAUUGGAGUGCUUCUAAAUGCUGUUGCUGAGCUGAGGAAGUCUGGCUCGGAAAUGAACUUCUCUUUCCUGAACUACGCCCAAUCCAGCGAGUGCAGGAACUGGCAGGACAGCUCCGUGAGUUACGCUGCCGGGGCCCUCAUCGCUCAUUGAGGUCGACUUCUGCAGGGGCCUCCGCAGCGUUGUCGCCCUGCCCCUUACUAUCUAUCGCCAUAAUCUGACCCAGAUACCCUCCCUCUCACCCCAACCCCAGUUACGCCCACCCCUUUGCAGGAAGGACCUAGACACUCAAAGCCAAUACAGUCUUCUUUCUCUGUCUCUCCCUCUCCUCCGCCUAUCUCCUUGAAGUGCAGUUUUCAGAUUACGUAGGCCAAAUUGGUUGGAGGAAAUGGGAGAGAGCGUAAUAUUUUGGCUCAGAGUUAGCGUUGGGAAGGGGAACUCUUACUUGGGUUUCGAAGUGAGUUGUAAUAAUGCAAUCUUUACAUUUUGGCUCUCGAUCUGUGCAUAUGUAAUUUGCCUCCAGAAAGGAAUGAAAAUAAAACGGCAGAUCUUAACAGAGCAUAUUGCAAUUUUGCCGGAUAAAAAAUAAAUGGGUGUUUUGACUGACUGCUGAAAGACACGUGACACUUAAAACAGUUUCAUUGGUAAUUACUACCAAUCCUUAACAUAUGUUGUAGUUGCUAACAAAGGGCUGCACCCACCAAAUUUAGCUAACUCCCUACUGUACAAACCAAAAACAUUUAUUACUCUUUUAUUAUUUUUUUCUUUACUCAUAUUUUAUUCCUUUUAUUUCUCCCUACCUUUUAUAUUUUCAUUAGACGUGAACGUAUUUACUCGAGUAGUGUGUAGAUUUUAACAAAAGCAGUGUUGUUACUUAGGCUCGUAUAUGGCUUGCCCAAUAAAUUAUUGUGUGCAACACUGCUUCCAGAUUCCAAUUCUAUACCUGUAGCAUUAUAGAUAUGUUUUUCAGGGGCCAGACUCCAGUUGUGCUACAGUAAUGUAAUCUAAGCUGGAUAUCGUGUAAAUCACUCCAACACUGACACCUCUACUCUUUGUUUACACUGCCACCUUGAAUCUCUGUUGUUAUUGAACUGUCAGAAGACUCAAGUGUUAGUUUUAUUUUUUAGCUAGGUAUCUGGAAAAUGUCCUUUGUUACACAUGCCAUUCUGUGAGAGCAGCUAAACGUAUGCUUUACCCCGACCAAAGUGGUUAAGGAUUCGAUGAUCUGCUUGAAUAGUUUGAAAAUGUAAAAGAUCGGUUCAUUUGGUAUUCAUUUACAACUCUUUGUUAAUACGUUUUGAUCUAAGAAUGCCAAACGUUAUUGAGAAUAUAUAAGACAUCCUUAUUUAUGUUUGCUUUCCAGCAUCACAUAGACAAGGUUGGCUAUGACGAGCAAUGGGUGGCCCAGUUUCAAGAUUAGUGCAUAGCAUAGCAUUAGCAUACUUUGCUACAAGGUUUAACAUAACCUAGAAAGAGACACACAUUGCUCCUAGAUAAAAAAAGAAAUAUUUAAUUUACAAAAUGAUAACAAUUAUUUACAAAAAAAGAAAAUAUAUAUUUCCUUUUUAAUAUAAAAUGCUCAAAUAUUUUUCAUAGAUUAACAAACUGCAUACAUAUUCUGAAUGCUAACACCUCAUGACAGUAGUGGCAGUAUAGGCUUUAAUGACAAUAUGAUAUGGAUAUUUGAUUAUCUCUGACGCAUUAAGCUACAAUGUCUUGUUGAACCAAGUGGGCACAGACUGAAAGAUGAAAUGCUCAGACUCACUUAACUUCUGACGCUAAUUUAAGGGAAACUAGUAAAGCAUGACACACUGUGCUAUUGUGCCUUUUAUCACUGUUGUAAACAUAUAAAGUGUAUUCUCACU
Messenger RNA from Notothenia coriiceps (black rockcod), 3008 nucleotides. It is a transcript of the gene memo1, whose product is annotated as mediator of cell motility 1. NCBI's taxonomy places the organism in Eukaryota, Metazoa, Chordata, Actinopteri, Perciformes, Nototheniidae. The transcript has 9 exons. The record is from RefSeq and is a predicted model, not a curated record. The coding region runs from base 403 to 1296 and encodes 297 amino acids.